This is a messenger RNA of Aspergillus homomorphus CBS 101889, 764 nucleotides long. RefSeq names its product putative extracellular thaumatin domain protein. NCBI's taxonomy places the organism in Eukaryota, Fungi, Ascomycota, Eurotiomycetes, Eurotiales, Aspergillaceae. The record is from RefSeq and is a predicted model, not a curated record. The transcript has a single exon. Bases 199 to 714 code for a protein of 171 amino acids.
UCACUUGUGGUCUGUCUGUAGAUCAGCUUACUGCGUCCUUCUUUCCACUGCUUCAGUCCUUCUCUCUUUAUAGGGCUUGACUUCUUCUACAUUCCUUUUCAAGGAACAUCCAUCUCUCCGUCGUCGACAAGACAUCAUCAACAUCCCAUCAGCAGCCUCUGCUUUCUCUCUCUCUCUCUUUCUCUCUUAACAGUCAAGAUGCUUUUCAAGUCUGUCUUCGCUGCCUCCCUCCUGGCUGGCCUCGCUUCGGCCCUUCCUUCUCGCCGCUCCACUGGUGGUGGAGUCACGAUUGUCAACAGCAUGGGUGCUACCGUCUACGCGUGGUCUGUUUCUGAUAGAGUCAGUGACAUGUCGACCCUUUCUGCGGGCGGUGGUUCCUACACCACUGGGUGGGAAACCAACGAUAACGGUGGCGGCAUUUCCGUCAAGCUCUCCACCAGCCAAACCCAGGCCGACGUGCUCCAGUUUGAAUACACCAAGGCGGGCGACACCAUCUUUUGGGAUAUGUCGUCCAUCAACCUGAGCGCCGAGUCCGAGUUCGUCAAGUACGGAUUCAGCGUCAUCCCUUCGCAGUCUGCGGAGAACUGCCCCACCGUGACUUGCGCUCCGGGCGACAUCAACUGCUCCGAGGCCUACCAGCAGCCCGACGACAACCACGCUACUCACGGUUGUCCCAUUGACACCACCUUCACCCUUACCCUGGGUUCCGCGUAAGGAAUGACAGCAGGUGUGAAUCCGGUGUUCAAUUGGGGUUUUGGGGUUUC